GUGAUUGGUGGAAGUAGAUCAUGUGACUUGGACAAAAUGGAGAAUACAAGACCUGGAAAUCAUGAGAGGGGAUGGAAUGAUCCCCCAAUGUUCCUAUACAAUGCUCAGCUGCAGAGUGACUCAACAAAGACACCCAAGGGACGUACUCAGCUCAAUAAGCGUGUAGCUUUCCCCGCAGAUUACUCAUCCCCAACUGUGCCCAUGAGUCAGACUGGAGAGCCAUCUAAAGGACCCCCUACAGGGAAUGCAUUAACUGGUGAAACUCCACCCCAAGGAAGCAUCAUGAUCCUUCCCCCCACAACAACAACUGCUAUAUCCUCUCAACCAUUACCUCUUCUUAUCACCUCAUUGGACAAUAACCAAGAUAUAGCAAAUGCUGUUCCAUUGUCACCCCCUCCACAUGAAACACACGAGGCUGCUCCAUUCACUCCCCCUGAACAGGUGGCUCCAGUAGAGAAUGUUACAAAGAGUGAUUCUGAGAAUCUAAGUGAUGAGGAAUUAAAGAGUAAUACUUUAGAAUUACUACAUCAAGUCAUCCAAAAUGGAACUGAUGCUAUGGAGAAAAGGGUAACAACUGAUAUUACAAAGAAGAUAUUAAUCUUUGAAGAUUUCUGGAAGAAAGAUAAAUUGUGCGAUGAUGUCAAGCUGAAAAUGAACAAACUCGCAAAAGCUCUUGCUUUGGGUGAGUGUGAUUUGGCCCAUGACUUGCAUCUUUCUCUCAUGAUGGACUACAUCACAGAAGUACGGCAAUGGAUGGUGGGGGUGAAACGUUUAAUCCAAGAAGCAAGGACUUUCUCCAAGACCUUGCAUGAGACAUAUAUUACAGAGACAUCUAUUGAUGAUAAUACAGUUAAAAAAGACAAACUGAUUGUGACAUCUGUAAAUCCAGAUGAUACUAAAGUGACCACAGAGGAAAAUACACUUGUCCCUGACCUACAUGUGCCUCAAGAGGAACAAUCUCCAGAGAUAAAAGAUCUGUCCCUGCAGGAUGACAGUUUAAGUAAAGAUAUGGACUUAAAACCUGAUCAACAAAUGUCAGAGACUCAUCCUGAAAGCACCAAAUCAUGACGUAUAAAUUCUAAUAAUAUCUAAAUUGUGCAAUUUGAAGUUCUGAGGAAUGAGCUAUUGUAUAGUGGAAAAUCUAGUCGCUUUUAGAGAAUUAAAUUGAAAUCCUAAUAAAUUGAUGAUCAUUUUUGCAUUUACUAAUCAAAACAAUGACAUUUUUUGGUGGAUAUGAGCUUUGCACUCAAACAAUUAUAUAUUCAUGUAUUAACAGAAUUCCUAGUGAAUGAGGGAUGCUGUCUUUGCAAGCAGGGACAGAGCUUGCACUGAAGAAAUUAAAAGGAAGAGUGAAAUGUUCAGAUGUUAGAAGCAAUCUUUUUAAAAAUCAUGCCAUCUAUUCCUUAGUCUAAUUAUUUGAAAAAAGAAUUGAGAUAUCUCAUCAAAUAAUGGACCUAUCUUUUUUAAUCUAUAUUUGAUUGAAAAGUAAAAAAAAAUUUAAGGAAGUAUGAUGAAAUAAUGGCAUAACUGUUGGACUUUUUCGAAAAUAUGACGAUGAGAGCAGACAUUUUUCAAAGCUCUCAUCUUGUUACCAUUCCUUCUUCUCUCUUUAAAUGUAACAUUUCAAAUAAAUUAUGAAUAAAUGUACUGAAUCUGUUUAAAAUAGGAUACUGAUGAUAAUCAUGAGUGUAAUCAUCUUCUGAAAUUAGCCUACCUACCAGUUGGUUUUUGUUGUUGAUCAGUUCACUAUACUGUAGUAUAAAACUCUAACUCUAAAACUACUGCCACUAUACAUUCUA
This is a messenger RNA of Owenia fusiformis, 1799 nucleotides long. NCBI's taxonomy places the organism in Eukaryota, Metazoa, Annelida, Polychaeta, Sabellida, Oweniidae. The record is from the annotation of a GenBank genome assembly.